UCGUUGCGUCAGUCGACGCUGCGUGGCGGGAGCGCGCACGUCGCUGUCACUCAGAGCUGGUUGUAGGAAAUGCGGACACGGCGAGAUGUCAGCAGGGCCGUGUUUAUCUCUUCCAGCGAUGCUGCCCGGUUCACACUUCAGGGAGGUUUCCUGACUUUUUAAACCGCACCGCACAAGUGUACUCAAUGCCAGCAGUGCCACGGAUCUGUUCUCGCGCGGAUAAGUGGGCACGCAGUGCGGAGCGGCAGUGUUUAGCUAACACCGUUAGCCCAGCGGCACACUCAGACCCCCAGCCCCAGCACUUUCGGGUUCAUCUUUAGGACUUUUCCAUCGGCCCAGCGGCCUGCCUCGCUCCCGCCUUUACACUCGUCCAGCGGCGGCGGGGGGGUCACGGUAACCGGAGCAGACAGGAGCCCCCCCGGGACAGACGGACAGACAGACAGCUGCGGCUGUAUCAGUGAGGAGCAGCAAUGGCUGAAAUCACCGCCCUCACUCCCUCCCCUCCCAGUAUGGCUGACCAAUCAGUGCCUGCUUCCUCCAGCCCACAGCCUCUCCCCUUAGAAACUCCCAUCCCAAAAUCAUCUCUCUACGGGGACCGAGCCGUGAUGGGAAACCCAACAUUACAGACGGGCGGGAAAAAGCCCUCUUCUUGGGAAAGCACACCUGGCCAAAACAGUGCCGCUCUGUCUUCAACAGCAGCAGAGAGCGCCGCUGGUGCACCGGUAGAGCUACCAGCUGCUUCAGAUGGAGAGACUAAUGGGAAAAAUGAUUUAGUUGGCCAAACAGAGCGGCACACUGAAGCACAGGAGCAACAGAUGUUGCCGUCGCCUGAACUUAAUCCCAGUCCUAAUCUCUAUCCCAACGUUCAAGUUAACCAGACUUCCAGUCCUGCUCCCUCUGUGGGCAUUCCUCCUCAGUUCACACCUCCUGUUCCUGUCUCCAACCCCGCCCCCUCUUCACAAGACUCCAGGCAAACAGUGGCAUUGCCUGGAGAGAACCUCGAACCCAACACUCCCAGCACCACCAAGAUGACCCCUGAGCCCCCAGCCGUGCUGGUGCAGGAGUCCAGUGGGUCCUGGGUUCUGCCCUCCGCUUACUCGCGACCAGCCCCGGACACGCUCAGCUAUCUGGAGUCGGCCAGCCUAAUGUCUGGCACACUGGAGUCUCUGUCGGGCCUCGGUGAGGACGGCAGCUCGGUGGGGUCAGACUCGGAGAUCAACGGUCCAUUGAGGCGUACUGAUAAAUACGGCUUCCUGGGAGGAGCGCAGUAUAGUGAGGGCAGUGAGGCGGACAUCGCUGUGGCCGUGGCGAGGCAGAGAGAGAUGAAAUGGUUGGACAUGUUCAGAAACUGGGACAAAUGGGUAUCUCGACGCUUUCAAAAGGUGAAAAUGCGCUGCAGGAAAGGAAUCCCCUCCUCACUGAGGGCUAAAGCCUGGCAGCUGCUCUCCAACAGCCAGGAGCUCCUCGAGUCCAAUCCCGGAAAGUUUGAUGAGUUGGAGCAAGAGCAGGGAGAUCCGAAGUGGUUGGACAUCAUAGAGAAGGACUUGCACAGGCAGUUCCCAUUCCACGAGAUGUUUGCUGCUCGGGGAGGACAUGGGCAGCAGGACCUGUACCGUAUACUGAAGGCCUACACAAUCUAUCGGCCAGAUGAGGGCUACUGUCAGGCUCAGGCACCAGUGGCAGCAGUGCUGCUCAUGCACAUGCCUGCUGAGCAAGCCUUCUGGUGUCUGGUGCAAAUCUGUGAGAAAUACUUGCCUGGCUAUUACAGCGCUGGGCUGGAAGCUAUCCAGCUGGACGGAGAGAUUUUUUUCUCUCUUCUGAGGAGAGUUUGUCCCAUGGCUUACCGUCACCUGAAGAAAUUUAAGAUCGACCCCAUCUUGUACAUGACAGAGUGGUUUAUGUGCAUUUUCUCCCGUACCCUGCCUUGGUCUUGUGUCCUGCGUGUCUGGGACAUGUUCUUCUGUGAAGGAGUGAAGAUUGUGUUCAGGGUGGGUCUGGUGCUCCUCAAGCAGAUGUUGGGGUCUGUGGAUAAGCUCCGUGAGCUGCAGGGCAUGUAUGAGACCAUGGAGCAACUGAGAAACAUUCCUCCUGAAAAUAUCAGGGAGGAAGUUCUGGUGCAAGAGGUGGUCUCUCUGUCUGUGACGGAGGCCCUCAUCGAGAGGGAGUGCGGUAUUCAGGUGCGUAAGUGGCGGGAAUCUCGUGGAGUGUUGACUCACCAACCGGGUCGGCGUUUGCACGGCACAAGGGCCAUCUUUGAGCAGAAACACCGGGCUGCUGCGAUCAGCUCUGGCGGCAGCCUGUCUUUCCUGGGCAGUCACAUCCCUCCCCCUGGACCCUUACGUGUGUCAUCAAGCCUCCUGUCACUUCCUGGCCUUAGAAAGUCCAAGACUCCGAUUCCACCACAUAAUAAGAAGGGCUCCAUUUCUGGCAGCUUUGGUCAGGAUAUCGUCCCACUGCAGCCCCUUGGGGGCGGCACCAGUGCAGUGGCCUCAAAACCUCCUGUGCCAUCUGCCUCUAAUGCUGGAGCCGGUGGACGUCCCCCAGCGCCGCAUGGGCCCAGUCCACUAGCUACAACAUCAUCUACUACCACGCCACCGGCUCCAACUGCACACGCAUCCAACGCGCAGAUGCUCCAGCCGUCGCCUAAAGUCGUCUCUGAACACACCACCCCCACAAUCCCAUCGCCCACCGCAAACAACGCCCCAUUACCACCUUGCCCGGAAACCACAAAAACGGCAGUGGAGGAGGAAGAUGGAAAAAAGAAAAAGAAAACCAAGGACGACAAGAAACGAGAGAAAGAGGAGGAGAAGCAAAAAUCACGGGAGAAGAAAGAGAAGGAGAAAGCAGAGAAAGAACGGCUGAAGAAGGAGAAGGAGAAAGCAGAGAAAGAGAAGAAAAAGGAGAAGGGGGGAAAGAAAAAAGACAAAGGGGGAGGAGGAGAGACUGAGGAGAAGAACGGAGCUGCAGCAGCAAAAGAUUUGGCCUAAUUCCUGCCCUGUCAUUCCUUUAGCAAGAAUAAAAGCAUGAGAAUAGUGGAAAAAAGAGGACAAGGCUAAUGACUGGUGAAAAGAGAGAGAGAGAGAGAGCGAGGGAGAGCGAAUCGCCUGGAAUGUCCAUUUCAUCUCAAGUACUGAUUUCACAAGGAUAACUGGAUCACUGCAUCUGCCCCACGACUCUCAUCAUCUCGUCUGCAAUGUGCUUUCACUCAAUGCCGAAACAGGAAGCAGUUAUUACUCGGCCUUUUGUUUUUGUGUUUUUUAAGAUGGAUAUCUGAUUGAUGAGAUCAGCUAUAUAAUUAGUAGUCAAUUCUAGUAUACUGGGUGCCAUGGUGUACAUAGACCUCUAGUGCCACCUGUGCCAGUCCGGCCCCACAAUCCCCCUCUGUCCAUCACCCGAGAGCGGUCUCAACCAGAAUUCCUGAAUAAAACUGUUCUGUGAUGAGGAAA
Molecule: messenger RNA, 3446 nt
Organism: Cyprinus carpio (common carp)
Lineage: Eukaryota; Metazoa; Chordata; Actinopteri; Cypriniformes; Cyprinidae
Source: RefSeq, a predicted model, not a curated record